Messenger RNA from Cuscuta europaea, 2150 nucleotides. NCBI's taxonomy places the organism in Eukaryota, Viridiplantae, Streptophyta, Magnoliopsida, Solanales, Convolvulaceae. The record is from the annotation of a GenBank genome assembly.
AUAUCCGAAACUGAGACCACAAUUAUAUCAUUAGUUAAAAACGGUAAAAUAGUAAAAGAACAUAGACUGCCAUAAGAAGUUACUACGUACAUGUUAGGGACCCGGUAGAAUAAGAGUAAAUAAGAAAUGUAAUAGCUAGAGUAGUAUAAAUAGAAGGGGAGUGGGUAAUAAAGAGUAUGUUGUUUCUGACUUUAGUCAUUUUUCUGGGAAGAUCAGAGUUGAAUCUCUAUCUUUUGGGGGGUUUUGGCUCAUUGGUUGCCUUGUUUCCUUACUUUUGUUGCCUUACGAAUAAAGUCGCGCAGAUUACUUUUGUUGAAUUUCUGUGAAUCGUAUGCAGAAUUUCAGAGUUCUAACAGUGGUAUCAGAGAAUCGUCUAUCCUGAUGGAUAAUCUUUACUCUGCGCAAAUGGAUUUACGAUUAAGCAAGUUGGAGAAAAGCCAGAAUCAAUUUGCGGAGCUGUUGGCAGCAGUGCAUGCGAAGCUCACGACCUGGGAUAAUCGAGACCAGAACCGAUCCAGAAGCAGGUCGCAUACUUCGCAUUCAACGCAUCGCACCUCGGGGCCCAGACAUGCGAAGAACGUCUCUAGACCAGAAGGUGCGGAAGUUUCUCACCAUUCGCAGAAAUCUUCUUCGCCGUCGAAAUCACGAACAUCUCAUAUUACGCAGUCGCAAAUUCCAUCUUCCAGGUCGCAAUCGUGAACGGCUUCGCUCAGUUCGCAGGAAUCGUCGCUAAGCGCACAGCGAACCGCAACAGCAGAUUUCAGUCUGCAGGUACGCCCAUCCACGAUCAAAUCUCAUAACAAGGCAACCCUAUUGAAAGAACCUUCUAGUUCGCUAGUUUUGUCACCAGAUAUUUCUCAACCAGCGCAAGAUUUUUCCCAGACCAUAAAGAAGAUUGAGAGGGAUACAAAUGAAUCUGGAAUCAAGAAAAUAAAUAAGGACAAAAUCGAGGAGCAAAGACAGGUUAGUCCCUUGCUAGAUUACGUUUCUCCUAAUCUUGCAAAUGAUGAGGGUUUAAUUCUCAGCCAAGUUUCUGUUGUUGAUGUGCUUAUCUACCCAUGUUCCUUUGGAAGUAGAAUCCUAAUAGCUUCUGAAAUGGGAUUACUUAAAGGCGAGGACAUUACAGAAGAUAAAACUGUUUUUGUCAAAAGACAACAACCGCGACAACUUAAGGACAUAUUUUCUGGAAAUACAUGUUCGGAACAAAAGAGGUUUGGUCCAGUGGUUCUUGAGGAUCAUGUUUAUCCUUGUUCUGGGAAAUCUUAUGCUAAUGUUCAAAUUGGGGCAGUGAUUUCACCUGGAGGUUCACUAACUUGGAUGAAGGUUGUGAGCUGUGGCAGGCUUGUUAUGGAUGAUAAAGAGGCUGAAACAGCAAUAUACAAUAAGAAAUUAACUGGUGGGAUGCACUCUUCCACUAUGUUUAAAGCCAUUUUGAAACCCAAGGUUGAAGAGGAACUUUUUGCUCCUUAUAUUUUAAAGGAAUAUGAAGACUAUUCUCCAGUUGUUUCUUCUGCUAUUGUGAAUCUGGAUGGGAAAAGUUCAAUUAGUUGUGACUCACUUGUCAACUUAGAGGUGGACCUUAUGGUUGGAGAGCUCAGAAUUACAGAUUAUAUCACUGAGAAAACAGCAGAAAGUUAUGUGGAACAAAAUAUGGAAGACAAGGAAAAGGUAAAAGGGAAGCAAAACUUGAAAAUGGCAAGGUCUCUUUCUGGUAUAGAAACGGCCUGCCUGCAAGAAAACCAAAUUUGGAGGUUUUACAUCAUAGAUAGGAUCUCCUAUUCCAUAGGUGGGAGAACUGCUGAUGGGAUAGGAUAUCUCUUCCCUUUCUUGUUAAUGCUUUUUAGGCCUUCCUUAUCAAAUGAGAUAGGCCAAGAAUUGAAAGAGGAAGAAGUUGGAAGGUACAAAAAGGAGCUCACAUCCAAUGCAGUACUAGUUUCAGAAGAUAGAAACGAUAAGGAGCUGCAGAAACGUGAAGAAUUCUUUUCUUUUUUUCUAUGAAAUGCUGGAAGGAAACUGAACCGAAUAAAACUUCACUACAGAUUCCUUCUGCUACUGAAAGUUCUGUGAUCUUAAAAGAUCUCGUACGAAAGUCCCUAGUCCAUCAACCAGUCAAGUAUUGGGAAGGGAGAGGCGCAAGGAUGAAGAGGAAG